CUCUCUCCUUUUUCUUCUUUUCUUUUCUUUCCUCUCCUCCCUCUUUCUUUUUCUCUCCUCUUCUGUUAAAUCUGGAUCUGUAGAAAUCAAAUAAAAUUUACCGAAAAAUCAGAAACUAUCUUCUCAUAGAUCAAAACCAUCUUUCAAGAAAUCAAACCCAAUCUUCACUAACCCAAAAUUCGUUUGCAACCCUAGAUAUGUGAUUUUCUCCUUCAUAAAUUCUAGCAAACUAAACUAUUCUCUCUAAUCGCUACUCGAAUUCUAUCCAAUCGAAGGAGAUGAGUUUAUCAAGUACAGAUGCAAGUGAAAUUUCCCUGAGAAUAUACAAUUUUUAUAUUUCUUCGUUCGAUAUCAUGGAGUUUUAGCGCAUGGGUUUGUUUUCAAUUUCCGUUUCGUAGAUUGAGUUUUGAGUUUUCUUACUAUAUGUAAUCACAUCUGGUUGUAUUGAUUAAUUCGAUUUUGGUUUUCGUUCCUAUGAAAUUGCUAAGUUCAGGUUGAGUUUUGUGUAAACAGGAAUGAAAUGAAUGAUGAAGAUACAAGAGAAGAAAAAGACGCUUGCCAAAUUUUGAUUUCAGGGGUUCACUGUUAAGGUUAUUCUCCAUCUCUACAACAAAAACGUUAAAUCUCCUUUACUCAAAGUGUGUAUUUUUUGUUUAAAGUUUCUUGGGAGUAUCUAGAAAGGGAAAGCCCCUUGUAAAGGGAGAAACCAUGCUGCAAGAAAAAUUAGUUUGGAUUCAAGGCUCCCAGACAAGCUAUCAAGCGCAAACUCGAUUGGGGUCAAAUCUCUAAUGUUUGGCUUUCAUAGGAUACUUAUAACACAAUAAGGUCCCUCUCAUUCCACCAAAGUUGUUCCAUUUCUUGUUUGUUUAUGUAUGUAACUUGUAGUUAAUGAAAUCCUUCCUUGUGGAAUUUCCUCUACAAAGAACUCAUCUCCUCAAGAACAAAGUUCAGUGGAGAAUUCAAGUUAUAAACUUUGUUGAACCUAUUUGUGGAAACUUUCAAGUGAAUAGAUGGUUUUGUGACUGAAUAUGCGCUUGAUGAUUUGGAAUCUUUUAAAACUGGAAAGUGGGUAUUAAGUAAACAGCUGGGUCUUAUGAUUCAUCCUCAUAGAGUUCGAAAUUUUGAGAUUAUGUCAUGCCUCUUAAUUGGACUUGUGAAUUAGUCAUUUUCUGAAAGCUGCGCAAACGACCAUUUUGGGGCCUAUUUCUGCAUCCUAAUGAAAUUGUUCUUACUUCUUUUUGCUCAAAGGUGUUGAGCAAACUCUUGGAUGAUGCAUCAAAGUUUUUGAAUGACAAAGGAUGCUGGAAACUUCUGAUAUUGGUGUUUACAGUUUAGUGUAUCAUCUCAGCGGUUCAUUGUGUUUACAGAUAACUGAAAAUUUAUCUCACUGUUAAUUCCUUAUUCGCCUUCCUGGAUACUAUCCGAGUAUGUUUGCUUACAGUCAAUACAAUUUUCAUAUUUGGUGUAUUUAGUUCCUAAAUCCUUGUGGUCAGAUCCAACUCUUUGUCUUCAUUUUGCAGUGUCUGCUUUUCGUGAUGUUAUUGACGUACCACUUGUUGUUAGGAGGCUACACAAAUCCCAGAAAGAGCUAUAAAUGUAUCAAACUUAACAAGUGUUUUCUAUGAGAUGUUAAUGCUUUACACAUCAUUAACAUCUCAUUACUCUUAAUCUAUGAGAUGUUAAUGUUAUUUCCGUGCUCCCUCUCAUUACCCUUAUGUGGGUGUGUGCCCCUACUUCAGUCUUUAACAAAGUGGUAUUAUUCUCAAUGAUGAAGACAAUUGCAGAUUUUCUUAAUUUUGUUUUUAAUGAUAUUUGAUUGUGCAGACAAGAAAGGUUUCAAAGGUGUUUGUUCGUGAUAGGAACAAAUGCCUUCCAGCAAUAUUUCAACUAUUGUAUCUGUAAAGCUUGGGUCUCUGUGAGAUGGGGUGGCAUUGUGAAUGGGACCAACCUGCUGUAUCUGUUCAUGUCAAGAUAUCUUAUUCAUUGGGGUUCCUUGACAUGUUCAAGUAUGCCAUUUCAACCAAGAUGGAAGUGCUGAAUUUGAGUCUAGGAGGCCCUAAUUACUCAGCUUUUCCUUUUGUUAAGGUGCUGAUGGCAAGAAAGGUGGUGUUGUUCGUCAAGGUACUCCUUACCCAAGGGAGGAAAGACCCCUGCAAGUGGAGGCAAGUCAAACAAAUCUCUAAAAUUUGGGGUCAGUUCCAUGCGAUUCUUGUACCAAGGCAUUCGGUACAGUUCACAGUCAAGAACUGCAAUAGGUUGUUGGUGUCUAUUAGUUUGUUCAGACACUUAUUUUUUGGUGCUUAGGAAGUUUGUUUUCUUACUUGCAAUCAUAUUUGUUUCUUUGUUCAUAAUGAAUAAAAUGAUUUUUUGUAAAUGUGUAUGUAUGAAUUGUAAAUUGCGGAUAGUUUGCAAAUUGAGAAUGUUUGACAGAUUGAAAAAUACAAGAUUGCAGGCCUGUGUUUCAGGUUCAGUUGUUGUAUUGCAGGCCUAUGUUUCAAGUUUAAUUGUGCAGGCCUGUAAACGGGAAGGCCAGGUCAUGAGAAUGAC
Molecule: messenger RNA, 2547 nt
Organism: Papaver somniferum (opium poppy)
Lineage: Eukaryota; Viridiplantae; Streptophyta; Magnoliopsida; Ranunculales; Papaveraceae
Exons: 9
Coding region: 1921-2304 (127 amino acids)
Source: RefSeq, a predicted model, not a curated record